Messenger RNA from Mesocricetus auratus (golden hamster), 2319 nucleotides. It is a transcript of the gene Faxdc2, whose product is annotated as fatty acid hydroxylase domain containing 2. The record is from RefSeq and is a predicted model, not a curated record. Gene Ontology annotation, molecular function: C-4 methylsterol oxidase activity; iron ion binding. The transcript has 9 exons. Bases 143 to 1180 code for a protein of 345 amino acids. Gene Ontology annotation, biological process: sterol biosynthetic process. Lineage: Eukaryota; Metazoa; Chordata; Mammalia; Rodentia; Cricetidae.
GCCUCCCGACCCACCCAAGCUGAGCCGGGUGACCACAAGGUUAGCCUGCAGAACUACGCAGCAGUCACACACACAAAACCAGCACUACAGACUGGACCUGUGGCUUGGAGACAGGGACUCUUGGGAACAGCCCUCUGCAAAGAUGACAGGAGACAUGGAAAGCCCAAGACGCCAUGAGAGGUCCACACAGGAGGGACACAUCUGGGGCUCCAUGAGGAGGACGGCUCUCAUCCUGGGCUCUGGGCUGCUCCUGUCUGUGGCCUUCUGGAACUCAGUCACAUGGCAUCUUCAGAGAUUUUGGGGUGCUUCUGGCUACUUUUGGCAGACCCAGUGGGAGAAACUGCUGUCUACAUUUGAAGGCAACCAGUGGAUCCUGUUCAUCAUAGGUACUGCGCUGGUGCCUGGGCUGUGCUUCUGGGGCUUCAAUGGCCUUCUACUGGUGGUGGACACAACAGGGAAACCCAACUUCAUCUCCCGCUACCGCAUCCAACUGGGCAAGAAUGAACCGGUGGACCCUGUGAAGCUGCGACAGUCUAUCCCCACAGUUCUCCUCAACCAGACUAUGAUCUCUCUUCCCAUGCUGCUCAUCUUCUAUCCUUUCUUCAAGUGGAGGGGAGACCCCUGCUGCCGAGAGCUACCCACCUUCCACUGGUUCCUUGUGGAGCUGGCCCUUUUCACCCUCGUGGAGGAAAUCUUGUUCUACUACUCACACCGGCUCCUUCACCACCCGGCAUUGUACAAGAAAAUUCACAAGAAACAUCAUGAAUGGACAGCACCCAUCGGUGUGAUCUCAAUCUAUGCCCAUCCGAUAGAACACGUGGUUUCCAACAUGUUACCAGUUCUGGUGGGUCCUCUAGCAAUGGGCUCUCAUCUGUCCUCCAUCACCGUGUGGCUGUCCCUCGCUCUCAUCAUCACCACUAUCUCCCACUGUGGUUACCACCUGCCUUUCUUGCCUUCACCUGAGUUCCACGACUACCACCAUCUCAAGUUCAACCAGUGCUACGGGGUGCUAGGCGUGUUGGAUCACCUGCAUGGGACUGACAUCAUGUUUAAGCAGACCAAGGCCUACGAAAGACAUGUCCUCCUGCUGGGCUUCACCCCACUUUCAGAGAGCAUCCCUGAUCCUCCAAAGAAAACAGAGAGUCCACUUGGACCAUCUGGACUGUUCCCUCACAAGUAGGAGGUGUGGAUACUGCCUAGGGGCCAUGCUGCCCUUAACAACUUGGCCACCACACUCACCAUCAGGGUAAAGGGAAUGCAAGAUUCCUGUCAGGAAAAGGCCAUGAUAGGCUCUGGGCUUCCUCCCCCCUCCCCAAAUCACUAUAGAGCCUGGGGGAAUCUCUUGGUUCUCUGAUACAAUCCCCAUACAGCUGGCUCCCUGUGGCCUAGUUGGCAUAGAGAAUAGGGUAAUAGUGGGACUGGAGGCUUCUUGGCUCCAAAAACUUUUCUCACACCCACAGCCAGGGCACCCUGGAGUAGUCACAGGCCAGAUGUGUUGAUGUGCUACACACAACUCCUGCUUCCCAUCAAAGCCUGGGUCAACUUCUGCCCUCCAAAGACACAAAUCCCUCAGAAUGAACAAUGACAGCCCACAAGAACUUCUCAAGAGCACCCCAGUCUGUGCCUAACUCAGAACUCAUGUCAGGGAGGACCCAGGUCAGUACUCUCUAAACCCAAAAGAAUCUUCUCCCUCAACAAUGAACCUCAGAAAACAAGCUCAGGGAGUACUGUAGCAGUGGGGUUUCUCCAGUAGUUUUUACCAAGGCCCCACCUUGGCAGUUCAUGGUUAGGAAUUUUGGGAUUCCAAAAACUUGGCAACUAGGUUGGAUCUGAAAGACUGCCACCAUUACCAAUUCGCUCAAUCUCAGCACAGCUGUGCUGAUCUGACAUUUUAGUUCAAGGUUAGUCAAGACUCCAUAUUGUGGCUCAAAUAAAGUAAUUUUUAAACAUAGCGGUUUGCACUGUAGUCCCAGCUGCUCAGCCUAGACAAACACAGGAAAACAUCAAUGUCUAAUGAGCCAGUUCUCCAGAACAGGGCCUCAUCCUGUAGCACUGAGGCCAAUGCAAGGCCAGGCCAGCUGGCAACUAAGCACUUUUGCAGGCAGCCCCAACCUUGGCAACCUGUGCCCUUCCAUUUCUUCACUCCCGCGCCCUACCCCAUCACCAGAUGGCAGCCAUUCCCUUCCUCAUAUGAGCAUUUUGAUAUGAAGUAUCAUAAGGGGCAGGGACAAGAAGCUAAAAAUGGAGACUAUGAGGUGCUGUUAAAGGUACAUGGCCAGUCCCCAUCAAGGCCCUAAAUAAAGUCUCUAUUUAACUCUA